Oncorhynchus gorbuscha (pink salmon) is the source of this 1889-nucleotide messenger RNA. RefSeq names its product twist-related protein-like. NCBI's taxonomy places the organism in Eukaryota, Metazoa, Chordata, Actinopteri, Salmoniformes, Salmonidae. The record is from RefSeq and is a predicted model, not a curated record. The transcript has 3 exons. The coding region runs from base 207 to 812 and encodes 201 amino acids. Gene Ontology annotation, biological process: developmental process; regulation of transcription by RNA polymerase II. Gene Ontology annotation, molecular function: RNA polymerase II transcription regulatory region sequence-specific DNA binding; DNA-binding transcription factor activity, RNA polymerase II-specific; protein dimerization activity.
GCUGGCGCGAGACUGGAUCAAUGUUAACUGUCUACACUCCUCUCUGAAAGGAACAAAGGAGUGUGGGAGAGAGUGAGAGUGAGAAUAAGAUAGAGAAAUACGGAUCUUUACUCCUGUCUUAAAGGGACAGGAUCCACCAGGUUCCCAUGAUGCUGUGACCCUGGUCAGGGGUUUAGGUCAUCGGUCAGGGUUUAAGGGAUCAGGUUAUGUUUGGGGACAUGAUGUGUUCCCCGGUGGGGUCUCGGUCUCCGGUCGACAGCGCUGGGAACAGUGAGGAAGAGAUUGACCAACACCGGAGGCCACGUAGAGGCACCAGAAAACAGUGGGCAAGCCGAAGGAGACCGAGGGAGCAGGAUGAAGAUGAAGAAGAUGAAGGGAACCAGAAUAUCCAAAGCCCGGGGAAGAAGAGGGGGAAGAGGAGAGGAAGUGACAGAAGUGACUGGAGUGACGACAGCAGUGUGAGCGGCCUACCCAGGUCUCUGGAGGACACGCAGAAUCAGCGUGUCAUGGCUAACGUACGGGAGCGACAGAGGACCCAGUCACUCAACCAGGCCUUCGCCUCGCUACGACAGAUCAUCCCCACGAUGCCCUCAGACAAACUCAGCAAGAUCCAGACGCUCAAACUGGCCACGCGGUACAUAGACUUCCUCCAUCACGUGCUGCAGGGCGAGGGGAUGGGCCUGGAUUUGGACGAGGAGCAUGUGUCAGGAGCAGCCAGCUGUGGUUACGUGGCCCAUGAGCAUCUGAGCUAUGUCUUCUCAGUGUGGAGGAUGGAGGAGGAAGCAUGCUCGGGGUCUGCUACACCACACUAGUGCUCCCUCCACUGCAGGAGCACAACCAAACAGGAUUAUCCAAGAGAAUCCAUACUGGUUGGGGUGGUUCAACAUGCUACAACUGGACUGUGGUACACCGGAGAACGCAGGACUAAACGGCCUAGCAUGAUGGAACAUCUCGUAACGACGAAUAUUAGAGACAUAAACAAAGAUUUUUACAACACUUUCUGUACUGUGUAUCUCUAUGGUGGGAGAUAUGCAGGCUUGUUUCUGUGUGCUUGAUUCCAACCAUCCAUCCAUCGGCCUUAUAGGGGUCACACAGGGCAGAUGAUAGAUCAAAAACCCAUCCGUGGACAACUGUAGCUCAUUUUGGUCUGUUCUAGACUUCACGCACAGACAUAGAGACUGUCACAAUGCUCCACAUGACCUCUACCACAGGAGGUUGGUGGCACCUUAAUUGGGGGAUAAGGGCUCAUGGUAAUGGCUGGAGCGGAAUUAGUGGAAUGGUAUCAAAUACAUCAAACACUUGGUUUCCAUGGUUUCCAUGUGUUUGAUGCCAUUCCAUUGGCUCCGUUCCGGCCAUUACUACGAGCCGGCCUCCCCUCAACACUCUCUACACUCUAUUUCUCUCCAUGGGGGUUGACAACAGAUGAAGUUCCAGUCUUUGUAUCAACAAACUCACACAAAGUUAUACAGAUUAUUUUCUCCUGGCUUCUGAAAUAUCAAUUUAUUGAUUGAUGUUACAAUGAAGAAUGGGUCCAUUUCUAAAUGCAUUUAAAAUGUUGUAGUGUUGUAAAUAUCUUUAAUUAUCUUCUGAAAUAACAAUUAGUGUAUGUUUGAAUUGACAUUUUAGUCAUAUAGCUGAUGGUCUUAUCCAGAGCGAGUAAAUAUACAGUAACAGUAGACUACCGAUGUUUGCAGGGUUGAGGAGGUUACUUUCUAAAUAUCAUCUGUUACUUGUCCAAAAUUGUCAUCAGUAAUUUAAUUUUGGGAUUACCCAAAACUCAGUAACGUAAAUCUGAUUACUUUCCCCUUAACUGGCAUUAGAAGACAAAAAUGAUCCAUAAAAUGCAUUUGGUGUGUCAUCAUACUGGUCUCUGUCUUGUGGUCAGACUC